Paecilomyces variotii is the source of this 4589-nucleotide messenger RNA. RefSeq lists its product as hypothetical. Gene Ontology annotation, cellular component: transcription factor TFIID complex. Lineage: Eukaryota; Fungi; Ascomycota; Eurotiomycetes; Eurotiales; Thermoascaceae. Bases 438 to 4223 code for a protein of 1261 amino acids. The transcript is spliced from 2 exons. The record is from RefSeq and is a predicted model, not a curated record. Gene Ontology annotation, molecular function: transcription cis-regulatory region binding; RNA polymerase II general transcription initiation factor activity; chromatin binding. Gene Ontology annotation, biological process: transcription initiation at RNA polymerase II promoter.
CCUCGGAGUUUAGAGUAGCGGAGUUGAGAAAUCACGUGUCACCUGCUCCAUGGCCCGAGCUUCGCGAUCUGCGGCUUCUUCGAUUCCGUCAGCGUCAGCGUCGAGAGCAACGAACAGCUCUCCAGUCCUCCUUGUUGCCCUUGAGCGGCGUUUCCAUUGUCUCUAUUGGCGUGGCUGGUGAAGCGCGCUAUUCACCACUUGCCGCUCACCACCUUCUGUCGACUGUGAAAGAAGCUACGACGUCGCCAGCUUGCUCCCGCCGCACGAGUCGCGCAACAGGUGUUACGAUCACAGUCACAUCUCUUCUGACAGUUCCAGAUCUUCUCUACGACUUGCGCUUUAUAGAAGACGAUCUGACAUGAUAUGGCGGCCUGGAGAUGAAGGUGGAUGUCACAUAUAGCGCACCCGGCGCAACCUACGAUUAAACGCUCAUCGCGAUGCCGGGUGUGGUCGAAACCCCGGCGGCAGGCCCCGCGUGGCCAGGGCUUGGAUACAGUGUCGCGCAUCAGAAGGUGGAGCUGGAAAUAGAUUUUGUGAACAAGAGUCUCAAGGGGAAGACGGAGAUCACGAUCCAUCCUCAUUAUAAGGACCUCAGGCUCAUCCGACUGAACUUUCGUCAAGGCGACCUCAAGCGGUUGAACGUGAGCGGCAAAGCUCCAACGACCAAAUAUACAGACCCCUAUGACUCGCUGAACCUCUAUGGGCCUCACUACCACCAGCGCCUCGCUGCGAAGAUUGAUCCCCUCCUGAAAACUCAGCCGGACCCUGAACUGGUUGUUAUGAUCCCCAAAAGCGUCCGUAUAGAAGAGUUGGAUCCGUUCUCCAUCGAGGCGCAGAAUCAGAUGGCGCUGCGUGCGACUGGGAGUGGGGAGGAUGCGGAUGGCCCCUUGAGCUCGAAAACAGCAGAGACGGCACUUCCGCGCUUUACGGCCUUGACAGUCUACGCAGAAUUUGCUAUCGACAAUAUCCGAGAAGGCUUGCAUUUUGUGGGGCUGAAUAACGGUGACAGACGUUACCCACACGCAUUUACGACCAAUAGCACGGGGUUGGGCGCAGGAUCAUGUUUAUUUCCGUGUGUCGAUGACCCGUCAUCUCGAUGUACGUGGGAGAUUUCAAUCAAAUGUCCGUCCACGCUUGGUGAUCUGUUCGAUCGCAAAACGAAGGAGACGCAAAACAACAAGUCCACUGCCUCACGCAGUCCUUAUCUAGCUGCUGAUGACGAAACACUGGACAUUACGGUUGCUUGUUCUGGUGAUAUGACGGAUGAGAUUACGGAUCCCCGAGAUCCUGGCAGGAAAACAGUAUCUUUUGCGUGUAGUUCGCCAUUAUCUGCUCAGCAGAUAGGGUUUGCGAUUGGGCCUUUUGAAUACGUGAACCUAUCCGAGUUUCGUGAAAGCGACCAAGACGAUCAGCUUGGACAGAACGCCAUUCCUGUCCAUGCAUUCUGUUUGCCUGGAAGAGCAGAUGAAGUUAGAAACACAUGCUUCCCUAUGGCAAAGGCGAUCGAUUUCUUCUCUUUGAGUUACGGUUCUUAUCCCUUCUCCAGCUACAAGAUAUGUUUCGUGGAUGAGAUUGGCACCGAUACGAACCCGGUCGCGUCGUUGUCGAUCUGCAACAACCACCUUCUUUUCCCGGAGGAAAUCCUUGAUCCCAUGUAUGACUCUACGAGGACGUUGGUUCACGCCUUGGCAUCACAGUGGAUCGGCGUCAACAUAGUCCCUAAGGAACCAGGGGACACGUGGGUGAUUGUCGGCAUCGCAUAUUAUAUCACGGAUACGUUUAUGAAAAAGCUUUGCGGUAAUAAUGAAUACCGAUUCCGACUGAAAAAGAUGUCGGACAGGGUCUGUGACUUGGACUUUGAGCGUCCGUCCAUAUUCGACAUGGGCAAUAUUUUGAAAUUGGACCCAUCAGAGAUCGAUUUCAUCGCUUUGAAAGCACCCCUCGUCCUGUUUAUCCUUGAAAGAAGGCUAACCAAGGCGAGUGGCAAACCGACCGUGUCUCGAAUCAUCUCAAGAAUAUUCCUCAAUGCUCGAAUGGGUGACCUGCCAAAUGGGGCCGUCACAAGUGCCUUCUUCCAGAAAACUUGUGAGCGUUUCGGACAUGCUAAGCUAGACACCUUCUUCCAGCAAUGGGUGUAUGGUGCUGGGUGCCCACGCUUCCAGGCAACGCAACGAUUCAACAAGAAGAAGCUGGUGGUCGAGAUGAUGAUCAAGCAAGUCCAGUCUGAACAGCCUACCAACCGGGACCUCGACAAAUCCACGUUUAUGCGCGACGUCAAGGAGGAGAUCAGAGGUAUCUAUGCAGGGACAAUACAGCCGGUGUUUUCUGGUUCGAUGACCAUUCGCAUCCACGAGGCAGAUGGCACACCUUACGAGCACAUCGUUGAGAUAAAGGAAGGCGUAACUAAGUUCGACAUCCCAUACAAUACCAAAUAUAAACGGUUAAAAAGGAACAAGAGGCAAAAAGAGCGCGCAGCUGCUUCCACUGGGGAUCCUAAUUCUGAAGCGCAGGACGACGUGCUUUUGUACUGCCUUGGUGAUGUUCUACAAACCGAAGAAGAGGUGCAAGACUGGAAGCUGGUGGAUUGGAGCAAGGAGGAUGAAGAACGUAUGGGCCAGGAGUCGUACGAAUGGAUCCGUAUGGAUGCCGAUUUCGAGUGGAUUUGCAAGCUCUCACUCGUGAUGCCGGGGUAUAUGUACCUGUCGCAAUUGCAACAGGACAGGGACGUGGUCGCGCAACUGGAGUCCCUACAAUACAUGGCAGCCCAGCGACCACAUCCCCUGAUCUCCACGAUAUUUGUACGGACAUUGAUGGAUCGAAGGUAUUUCCAUGGGAUCCGCACGACAGCAGCAAUGGCCUUGGUGAAGCACGCCAAGGAAGACAUUGACUGGCUCGGCUUAUAUCACUUGGAGAGGGCCUUCCAGGAGCUGUUUUGUAUCCCGGGAUCGCCAAUGACACGAUCGAAUGAUUUUUCGGACCAGGCCAACUACAAGCUCCAGCUAGUAAUCCCCGAAGCGAUUUCCCAGGUUCGCGAUAAUUCGGGAAAGACGCCACUCAAAGUCAAGCGGUUUCUUUACGACAAACUGAAGUUCAACGACAACUCUAACAACGAGUUUUCCGAUAAUUUCUAUGUCGCAACUUUAAUGCAGUCAUUAUGUAAUGCUCUGCUCGGAAAAGUUGAAAAGAGGGGGACUGACGAUCCGUCAGUUCUCGAUUUCGACAUGGAACGCGAGCUAGAGAACCAGGCGGAAGAACAGAUCGAAAAGGAUUCCAUUGCCGAAAUUGACAGAUACCGCAGGAUGGACGAAUGGUCCAGUUCGUUCCAGAAUAUUUACUCGAGGACUGCGCUGAAGUGCCAGCUCAAGUUCAUGCAAGCUAAGCUUAUUGAGCUCGACGUCAUGCAGUUCCUCCAGUACACGCGAGCCGGUACCUACGAUCGUCUUCGACUGGACGCUUUCGAGUGUCUACUAGAUUUGGAUGUUUUCCGAAGUCCAGAGUUGCUGAGAUGGCUCAUCUACACCAUGUCUGCUGACCCAUCGCCUUGGCUACGAUGGCAGCUCCAUCGUCUUUUCGGCAGAGCGCUUGCACCAGUUGCCUUUGGUGAAGGGCAGCAGAAUGACACUCAUCCGCAACAAGGUGACGGUCUUAUUAUCGAACAAGAGUCGUCAACGGAAGUCCGGCAGGCGGAUCUAGCACGGCGACAAACUAUAACAGGUGCCAUUGAUGCCCUGAAGCAGGAAAUAUCCGCGAAUAUCACGCUGAAGGAGUCACUCUGGGCCGCAUGCAACUCCCCAGUUAUCAGUGUCCUGGAGAUGUCCGAGUUCCUCGACCUAUGUAAGGUUCUGUACGACCCCGUCUAUUCGAAGAUGGUCUCAUUGAAAUUCCCCCGCUACUGGGGUGUACAACAUCUUGGCAAGGGUCAGCUACGUUUCUACAAGACGGCCAAGUACCGCACAAGGCCUCUAUCCAAAGAACCUACCACCAGCCAGGGCAAACGCAAACGCGACGAUCAAGGAAUGCCUCCUCCAGCUCCCAGAAUCACUUUCAAGUCAUCGAAACUAGGAUCAACAUCCAGCCCAGCAAACCCACAACCUCCCAUGAAAAUCCACAUCCCAGCUUUCGGUACACCUAAGUCUCAACCGCCAACACCUGGCGGAGGGGGCACAACGCCAUCCACACCAGGCGGUGGGCCGCUAAAGCUGAAAUUGAAACUCAAUCAAUAAUCGCAAGAGAUUACCCGCAUGAAUACCGUGCUGCUGAUAUCACUGGUAUUCAUUCCCCGUUCUAUUGCAUUUUCCUUUUUCGUUUUUUCAUCAAAAAUAUAUUUGGGGCAUUCUAUGUGCUAUUUUUGAUCGAAGUGUAUUCUCAUACCUGUUUGUUUCGUGAAUUAUGGGUGGGAAGGAAAGGGGGUCAACUUUGGCGUGCCUUGAAGGCGUGGAGUUUCUUUCCUUCUUGCUUUCUUUUGCCCCCUUCCUAUGUUCGGAUGAAGUCGUCAAUUCGAGCAUGAGGCGUACCUGCUUCCAGCGAAACCACUCGAUUACAAUGACAUGCUAAUCGAAGAUAUUACAUGGCUAUCAGAGGAAGGCAGA